UUUCUGGGGGCUCGUGCUAAAUUUAACCCUGUGAUCCUGCAGCAGGCAGAGGGGUUUAAAUGCCAGCCUACAGUUGCUCCACACCAGUUGUUCUCCACACGUCUUCCACUCAUCACAAACUCAGGCCGGGGACGAAGACAGACACACACACACGUACACUCCGACACACACGCUCCUGGCAGAGGACUGAAGACCACAAACAGUAGAGCAGUUCCAGGGGAAGCAGGGAUCUUUGUCCCCUUAAAUCCAGACCACAGCGUUGUCCAGUAUGGAGCUUUUUGAGACCAACCCUUAUUUCUUCCCUGACCAGCGCUUCUACGAGGGAGGGGACAGCUAUUUCCCUUCUCGCCUGCCUGGGGGGUACGACCAAGCCAGCUACCAGGACAGGAACUCCAUGAUGGGCUUGUGCGGGAGUCUGUCUGGGGGUGUCGGAGUUGGGGUCACAGGAACAGAGGACAAAGCCUCUCCGUCCAGCCUGUCACCUCAUUCUGAGCCUCACUGCCCGGGCCAGUGCCUUCCCUGGGCCUGUAAGCUAUGCAAAAGGAAGACAGUGACCAUGGACCGUCGGAGAGCGGCCACACUGAGGGAGAAGAGGCGUCUGAAGAAGGUGAAUGAGGCUUUUGAUGCCCUGAAGAGGAGCACCCUGAUGAACCCCAACCAGAGGCUGCCCAAGGUGGAGAUCUUGCGGAGUGCCAUCCAGUAUAUCGAAAGGCUCCAGGCCCUGGUGUCCUCCCUCAACCAGCAGGACACCGAGACAGGACAGCAGGGGCUGCACUACCGACCCAGUCCGACCCAGCCCAGAGUGUUGUCGUCAAGCGAGCCCAGUUCAGGCAGCACCUGCUGCAGUAGCCCAGAGUGGAGCAGCACUCCAGAGCAGUGCACGCAGAGCUACAGCAGCGAGGAUCUCCUGAGUGCUGCUGACUCUCCAGAGCAGGGGAACAUGCGUGCGCUGACCUCCAUCGUGGAUGGCAUCUCUGCAGCAGAUGGAGCUGUGGCCUUUCCUGUGGACAUUCCCAAAUAGACCCUCCACACGUUGGACCCAUGGGUGCACAGAGAUCCACAAACGAAAAGGAAAUUUACAAUUGGCAUGGAGGCUGACAACCAAGCCCAAAUUCCAGUUUAAUUUAUUUUUCAGCUCUGCUGAUCUGAGUGUUUUGUCUUAUGCAAAAUUUAAAAAUUUUUGGUUUAUCAGGAUUGUAACUCUGCUGAUCUAUGGGUGUGCUAGCCAAACUGAAUUCCUCCUGUUCACAAUGAGGCCUUAUUCCCUUUAUUCCCUGCCUUAUCCUGUGGUCCAGACCUGCCUGUCAGAUCCACAGGAGCUCAGUCUAGAGAUUCAACAACUUUGCUGCAUGAACCCAACACCUAGUUACGAGUGUGGAUCGCUGAAAUGUCUCCAGUCUGAUAGAGCUACAGAGGAAUAACAAAACCUGUUUUUUUUUUUCCUUACUUAAUUUAAGUUUUCCUCUUUUCGAAACCUUUCCCUGAUCUUUCAUUUUUUUUGUGUGUGUUUUUAUGCUUAAAAAAACAUGAGUUUAUUUGUGGGGCCAAUAUGUACCAUGGCAGUUUUGACCAAGAUCUGCUUAAUUUAAACUGGUUAUGAAUGCUAGUGAUGUAAAUACGUUCCCUUUUUCUACAGAGUGGUUUUGCCAUUUUAUUUUUUAUUUUUUGCUAACUUAUUUUUGACUUUUAUAACUAAGAUUGUUGUGUAUUUGUAGAUGUUCCAAAAAAGUGAUAUUUUCUGUCCAAUUCUUGCAAUAAAGACCAUUUUCAAUA
Messenger RNA from Seriola aureovittata, 1773 nucleotides. RefSeq names its product myogenin (gene myog). Lineage: Eukaryota; Metazoa; Chordata; Actinopteri; Carangiformes; Carangidae. The coding region runs from base 269 to 1021 and encodes 250 amino acids. Gene Ontology annotation, biological process: positive regulation of transcription by RNA polymerase II; positive regulation of myoblast differentiation; muscle organ development. Gene Ontology annotation, molecular function: DNA-binding transcription factor activity, RNA polymerase II-specific; protein dimerization activity; RNA polymerase II cis-regulatory region sequence-specific DNA binding. The record is from RefSeq and is a predicted model, not a curated record. The transcript is spliced from 3 exons.